UAGUACUUUUUAAUAACUGUUACCGACAUGGUUGGUUAUAAAUAUAUAUGCAUUAGUUUAGUAUAGUUUAGUUUAAGUUUCCUUUUCAUCAUCAACACUUUACCGUACAACUACUACUACAUACAUACAUAUACACCUUUCUUAUAUUUACUCUCAUUUUCACUCUUAUUCAACAUCACUGGUUUUGUUUAGGUUUCGUGCUGCUGUUCACACUUUACAACAACAACAACAAAAAUGCAGUCAAGUCCUUUGCUUCUUCAGGAGCCUAUUAGGAUGGCUUCCAUCCUAGAGCCAUCCAAACCUACUUUCUUUCCAGCUAUGACUAAAAUUGUAGGCACACUUGGUCCAAAUUCGCGAUCGGUUGAUACAAUUACCCGAUGCCUCGAUGCAGGAAUGUCUGUCGCGAGGUUUGACUUCUCAUGGGGUGAUUCAGAAUACCACCAAGAGACAUUGGAAAAUUUAAGGGCUGCCAUCAAAACCACACAAAAACUCUGCGCGGUUAUGCUAGAUAUUGUGGGUCCAGAGUUACAAGUUGUGAAUAAAACCGAUCACCCGAUUACCCUCGAAGCAGGCACAUUACUUGUCUUAACUCCGGAUCAGAACAAAGAAGCUACUUCAAAUCUACUACCAGUAAAUUAUAGCGGGCUAUCAAAGGCUGUGAAGAAGGGUGAUACUAUUUUUAUCGGUAAAUAUUUGUUUACCGGAAGUGAAACAACGUCUGUAUGGCUGGAGGUCAGUGAGGUGAAUGGGGAUGAAGUAACUUGUCUCAUAAAGAACGACGCUACACUUUCUGGCUCAUUGUAUACUCUACAUGUCUCUCAGAUUCGUAUUGAUCUUCCUACUCUUACCGAUAAGGAUAAAGAGGUAAUACGCACGUGGGGUGUUCAAAACAAAAUAGACUUCCUUGCGUUGUACACCCGGCACGCUGAAGAUGUUCGCCAUGCCCGUGAAUUUAUCUCCAAAUUCGAAAACCUCAAGCAGACGCAUAUUUUUGCAAAGAUUGAAAAUAUAGAGGGAUUGAACCAUUUUAAUGAAAUAUUGAGUGAAGCGGAUGGCAUCAUUGUCUCUCGUGGAAAUUUAGGGAUAGAUCUCCCGCCUGAGAAGGUGUUUUUGUUCCAAAAAGCGGCUAUUUUUAAGUGUAACAUGGCGGGAAAGCCAGUUGUUGUCACGCGUGUGGUGGAUUCUAUGACUAAUAACCUGAGACCUACUCGAGCUGAAGCAACCGAUGUUGCCAAUGCAGUGUUGGAUGGAAGUGAUGCAAUUCUCCUUGGAGCUGAGACCCUUAUUGGAUUAUACCCUGUGGAAACCAUUUCUACAGUUGGAAAAAUUUGCGCCGAAGCUGAGAAAGUUUACAAUCAAGACUUGUUUUUUAAGAAGACUGUCAAAUAUGUGGGAGAGCCAAUGAGCCACCUAGAAUCAAUAGCUUCCUCUGCGGUUCGAGCAGCCGUCAAGGUUAAGGCGUCUGUUAUCAUUUGCUUCACCUCAUCCGGAAGGGCUGCAAGGUUGCUUGCUAAGUACAGACCAACCAUGCCUGUGAUAUCUGUUGUCAUUCCUCAAUUGAAGACAAACCAACUACGAUGGACAUUCACCGGCGCUUUUCAGGCUAGGCAAUCGCUUAUUGUGAGAGGACUUUUCCCUAUGUUGGCAGAUCCUCGACACCCCACUGAGUUUAAUGCGGGAACGAAUGAGUCGAUUUUGAAGAUUGCUUUAGACCAUGGCAAGGCUUUUGGCGUCAUAAAGCCACAUGAUCGAGUCGUUGUUUGCCAGAAAGUUGGUGAUUCGUCAGUUGUGAAGAUUAUUGAGCUUGAAGAUUAGAAAUUGUUUCAUUUCAAGAAUGCAUAAUAAAACUCAGUUGACACACUAUAGAGUGAUUUCCUUCAUUUUGCUAGUUUGAGUCAUGUAACUGAGUUCUACUAGUUGUUUAGUGAUAAAAUGAGUGUGCACCUUCUCCUUUGAUAUUUGUUUGUUUUAAGAGGUAACUAUAGUUUUGAACAAUAAUGGUAUUGUAAUAAUAAUAAUGAAAUCAAUUUUGUUCCUAA
Messenger RNA from Lathyrus oleraceus (garden pea), 2039 nucleotides. RefSeq names its product pyruvate kinase 1, cytosolic. NCBI's taxonomy places the organism in Eukaryota, Viridiplantae, Streptophyta, Magnoliopsida, Fabales, Fabaceae. The transcript has 14 exons. Bases 235 to 1815 code for a protein of 526 amino acids. Gene Ontology annotation, biological process: glycolytic process. Gene Ontology annotation, molecular function: potassium ion binding; magnesium ion binding; pyruvate kinase activity. The record is from RefSeq and is a predicted model, not a curated record.